Zeugodacus cucurbitae (melon fly) is the source of this 6571-nucleotide messenger RNA. It is a transcript of the gene Cftr, whose product is annotated as ATP-binding cassette sub-family C member 4. Gene Ontology annotation, cellular component: membrane. Bases 715 to 4941 code for a protein of 1408 amino acids. The transcript has 14 exons. The record is from RefSeq and is a predicted model, not a curated record. Gene Ontology annotation, biological process: transmembrane transport. Lineage: Eukaryota; Metazoa; Arthropoda; Insecta; Diptera; Tephritidae. Gene Ontology annotation, molecular function: ATP binding; ABC-type transporter activity; ATP hydrolysis activity.
UGAGAUAAUAGAAGUACUCAUAAAGCACAUUGCAACAGCAUAAUGUCGACUAAAAUCAUGCUCAAGUGUUGCUCACAAUUUUAGUUGCAUUCGGGUUGCGUGAGCGUUAAGUCAUCGGAAAAUCGCCUUAGGUAUAGACGACGGUUGUAAGUGAUUGUGGUGGUUGUUGUGCCGGUUUUUUGGGUGUUUCGCACAGUUCGUGAUUGCUGCAAGGAGCGACGGUGACGUACUUAUCUAUAGACUCGCUUCAUUACUUAUUUGUACUUAUUGAUUUGAAUGUUAUUGUUGCUGUUUAAACGAAUUUCGCACAAAUCACGGCGUUUUCAUUCUGUGUUACACAAUCGUUUGACAUUUGCAUGAAGGAGAUGUGGCGUUUGACAGUAUGAUCCACAACGAGCGAAAGCAAUAAUUUAAAAGCAGCAUUAUUGAUAAUUGUAUUUUCUUUAAUCGCAAGUUAUUGUCGAAACAUUUGUGCACUAAUUUUGUGCAAAUACAACAAGUGUUCGCUUUUUGCGAAACUUGUUGAAUAAUCUUCAGUAGUAGUCAGCACAAGUGUUAGUAAUUCUUGCGUCUGCUACGACUCACACGUGCUAACAUCGAAGUUCACAUACAUUUUCAAUAAUUACCUUCGAGUCGCAGACGUGCCUAUCAACAUUUUUCAUUUGAGAUUUUAGUGUGAUCAUCUUGCAACAGAUCAUCUUGCACCACCAUAAAAUGGAUAGUUCGCGUAAACCGGAAAAAAUCAAUCCUCGCCGCCAUGCAAAUAUACUGUCGCAACUGCUUUUCAUUUGGGCUAUACCACUGCUUUUUAAGGGCACCAAAAAUGGUUUGACCACUGAUGAUGUCACCAAGUGUAUGCCAAAAGAUUGCUCAGAAGAUUUGGGAGACCGUUUAGAAGAAAAAUGGUACGCUGAAGUGGAGCGCGCACGUCGCAAGGGACGCAAGCCACUGCUACGUAAUGCGAUUCUGCGUACAUUUUGGGUGUCCGCAGUUGUGGAUGGCGCCAUAUCAUUCAUUUACAUGGUUAUCAAAUCACUCAUACCCGCCGUGUUGGCGCAAUUAUUGAUGCAAUUUCAAAAACAAGUAUCUCCCCCCUCAGACCGUCUGGCAAAUGCUACAACAAUAACCGAUAAUAUAGUGAAUGCCACAAGCCGAGCGGUACGUUCCAUUGAUUCAGCCAUGAAAAGCAUGUCUUUGUCGUCGCUGGUGGCUGAUGUUGGUGGUGUGGCUGCAGGGAAUGGUGGAGGAGCAUCAUCUAACACAGUUGACAUCACCGGAAAAUCUGCGACGGAUAAGUUUUUGUUUGCCGAUAACAUCUCUGCUGCAACCGAACAACCGGAAUUCGAUGAUUUCGAGGAUCCAAUUUGGUUUAUGUUCAACAAUAUUUAUUAUUUGGGCACAAUUUUGGUAACAUCCACUCUAUUGGGUUGUUUUCUCAUACAUCACGUGGAUUUGCGGCAACGUCUAUUGGGCGCACGCAUGCGCAUCGCUUGCUGCUCAUUGAUUUACAGAAAGACACUACGUUUAUCAAUGCGCUCUGCGGGCCAAACUCCUGCCGGUUAUCUAAUCAAUCUACUCUCAAACGAUGUUAACCGUCUUGAUUAUGGUUUCAUCUUCAUGCAUUGGAUUUGGAUAAUGCCAUUGAAUGCCAUGCUAAUAUGCUACCUCAUUUGGCUACGCAUUGGUUGGGCCGCAGUUGUGGGCGUGGUUGGUCUACUACUUAAGACCAUACCCGUUCAAACCGGUCUCAGCAAGUUGGCUUCCAAGUUGCGUAUGAAAAUCGCCGAACGCACCGAUGCGCGUGUUGGCAUCAUGAAUGAAUUGGUACAGGGCAUACAGGUGAUCAAAAUGUAUGCAUGGGAGAAACCCUUUCAAGCGGUUGUCGGUGAGGCGCGUCGUCGUGAAAUCAAACAAAUUCGUUAUGCAUCAUAUUUGCGUGGCUUCUACUUGAGUACGAUGGUGUUUACAGAACGUUCGACGCUCUAUAUAACCAUUGCUGCGGCGGUACUUAUGGGUAAUCAAAUUUCAGCCGAUAUCGUUUUCUCUGCGGCCAGUUACUAUAAUAUAUUGCAAUUAGUCGCCGCCAUUUGGUAUCCACUUGCGAUCUCCUUUGGCGCUGAGGCUUUAGUCUCACUAAAACGUGUUGAAUCCUUUUUGCUGCAAGAGGGACACGACGAAAAGGCACGCGGUCUAACACAUAAAAAGAGUGAGCCGAAAACGAGCGAAAGUGGCGUCGCCAAUGCCAUUGUACUCAAACAGGUGAAUGCGAAUUGGGAUCUGACGAAACCGCAGCAUACAUUACAGGAUAUUAAUUUGAAGAUAAAACGUGGACAAUUAUGCGCUGUUAUUGGACCAGUGGGCGCGGGCAAGAGUUCAUUGCUGCAAUUACUGUUAGCCGAACUGCCAAUAACAGAUGGCGAUGUUGUCAUACAUGGCGAACUGUCUUAUGCCGCUCAGGAGCCUUGGCUUUUUACCGGCACUGUGCGCAAUAAUAUACUCUUUGGCGAGCCGUACGAUCGCAAGCGUUAUAACGAGGUUACGAAAUGCUGUGCGCUAUCGACCGAUUUCCAGCAACUCAGCAAUGGCGAUAAGACAAUUGUAGGCGAACGCGGCGCGUCGCUGUCAGGUGGUCAACGUGCACGUAUCAGUUUGGCACGCGCCGUUUAUAAACCAGCCUCUAUUUAUCUGUUAGACGAUCCGUUAAGUGCCGUCGAUGCGCAUGUCGGUCGUCAUCUUUUCGAUGAAGUAAUUGGACCACGCGGCCGUUUGGCCACCGAAAAGGCAACACGCCUGCUGAUUACCCAUCAAGUACACUUCUUGACCGAAGCCGAUUGGAUUGUAAUUGUUGAAAAUGGACGUAUCUCACGGCAAGGCACCUACGAGGAGUUAUCGAAUAGUGAUUUAGAUUUCGCCAAAUUACUUGAACGCAUCAAAGAUGAAGAUGAAGCGCUGGAGAGUGAAAACGAAUCGAUUUUAUCGCAUGAAUCCACCUAUGAAGAUGAGGAUAUACCGUAUAUGGAUGGUGUGCGUGAUGGUUAUCAACCAUUGCGUCGUACCAGCGCUAAUAAUGAUGGCUCGCUAACAAGGAAAUCGGCAAGUUUGGCCUUAAGCUCAGAGCAGGAUCUCUCCGACGAUUCAGGCUUGGCCGAGGAUCAAGCGAAAGGCGGUGUCUCUGGACGCGUUUGGUGGGAAUAUUUCCGUGCUGGCAGCAGUCUAUGCGGUUUGAUCUUCAUGGUUUGCGUUAUGUUGCUGUCACAAGUGAUUUGCAGUGGCUCUGAUUAUUUCGUAAAUAUUUGGACACAACAGGAAUAUUUACGCUCACUCAGCAGGCCUACUACUUUCACCACCCUCGAGUGUUUGUAUAUUUAUGGUGCGCUCAUUAUUGGCGUCGUACUGAUGACGGUAUUUCGUGGCUACCUCUUUUUCAAAGUCUGCAUGCAUGCCUCCAAAGUGCUGCACGAUCGCAUGUUCGGCUGCAUUCUUCGUACGACGAUGCGUUUCUUUGACACAAAUCCUUCGGGUCGGAUUUUAAAUCGCUUCUCAAAAGAUAUGGGUGCAAUUGAUGAAUAUUUACCGAAAGCUAUUAUAGAUUUCAUACAAAUCGCUUUGGUUAUGUUUGGCAUAUUGAUUGUGAUCUGCGUAAUUAAUCCCAUAUUGCUGUUGGCCAUUUUAAUUGUGGCCAUAAUUGAUUACUGGGUUUUACAGUUGUAUUUGCGGCCAUCGCAGGACCUUAAGCGCUUGGAGGGCAUUUGUCGCAGUCCAGUCUUCUCUCAUCUCUCCGCCUCACUGUCCGGCAUUGCGACUAUACGCGCACGUGAACUGCAAGAAAUUGUCACAAAGGAGUUCGACAAUCUACAGGAUGUGCAUAGCGCCGUAUGGCAGUUGACAAUGUCUUCAAAUACGGCAUUGGGCUUGUGGUUGGACUGUAUAAGCUGUUGCUUCCUUGCCGCGGUGACAUUUAGUUUCACGCUUUUGGGAACACAAACCUUCAGCGGUAAUGUGGGUUUGGCCAUCUCUCAAGCUAUGAUCCUUACCGGCAUGGUGCAAUAUGGUGUACGUCAAGUAGCCGAAUCAUUACAACAGAUGACUAGCGUUGAGCGUGUGCUCGAAUAUACCGAUCUUGAACAAGAAUCAGAAAUAACCAAGCAACCGCCGCCCAGUUGGCCCACACAGGGACAAAUUGAAUUUAAAGAUUUGUCACUACGUUACGAUCCCAACAAUCCGCCAGUGUUGAAGCACUUGAAUAUCACCAUCGAACCGAGCUGGAAGGUCGGUGUGGUGGGGCGCACAGGUGCCGGCAAGAGUUCGUUGAUAGGUGCGCUCUUCCGUCUAUCACACUUGGAGGGUGAUAUCUUGGUCGAUGGUAUUGAGACUGGCAGCAUUUCGCUGGAGUCGUUGCGUUCGAAGAUCUCAAUUAUACCACAAGAUCCGGUGCUGUUCUCGGCCACCAUACGUUACAACUUGGAUCCGUUCGAUAAGUAUGGCGAUGCUGAUUUGUGGCGUGCGCUGGAAGAUGUUGAACUCAAAGGUGCUAUACCCGGCUUGGAUUACAUGGUUACACAACGUGGCAGCAAUUUCAGUGUGGGACAACGUCAGCUGCUGUGCUUAGCGCGCGCUAUUUUGCGCAACAAUAAAGUGCUUGUGUUGGAUGAGGCCACCGCCAAUGUGGAUCCACAAACUGAUGCGCUCAUACAAACCACCAUACGCACCAAAUUCAAGCAUUGCACUGUACUAACGGUUGCACAUCGUCUACACACCGUUAUGGAUUCGGAUCGCAUACUCGUGAUGGAUGAUGGUCGUGCACGCGAGUUCGAUAUACCACACCUGUUGCUGAAGAAGCAAAAUGGCGCUUUGCGUCAGAUGGUCGAUGCUACUGGCGCCGAAGCGGAAUCACUUAAGAAAAUCGCCAGCGAGACUUACAAUAAAAAGCAUCGUACAUGAAGUGUUCGCAUCUAAAUAAAUUGGUGCUGUUUUAAAGAAAUUUUAAUUUAAAACACGUAAUAUUAACGGUGCUUUGCAUUAGCAUUUUUAUAACUGUGUAAUGCUUAAAAAGUAGUUUGGCGCAUGCGUAGUUGAUGAGAAUGUACAAUGUGAGAGAGAACUAACUAACUGCCUUUAUACAUAUAUAAAUAGUAUAGUUUUUAGAGAGUUUUUUUUUAUAACUAUUAUGAAUAGUUGUAGUUAGUGUGGAAUACAAACAUAUUACAUACAUACGUACAUAUAUACUGCAGAAUAUUUACUUUUUUUCGCAUAAUGCAGGAGGUACUCAAUAUUCUUUAACAUUUUUUUUGGUAUUUUUGAAAAUUUUGUUAUAAGUUUUCAAAAAAAAAACAUUCAUAAAAUUUUUUAUUAAAACAUUCAUAUUUUUUUAAACAAAAAAGGUUUGUGCCAAACACAUAAAGCUUAUCAGGCUGGUUCUGAAAUCUGUAUCACAGUCAACAUUAGAGAAAUUUAAAAUCGCGUAUAGUUGUUGUAAACAGUUUUUUUAUUUUUGUUGUAAGAGCGAUUUUUAAAUUUUUUUAUAUUUACAAUUUUUUGACCUAUUUUAUUAUUUUUUUUUUGUUAUUCAUUACUAAGUUUUUAAUAUUUUUUUAUUUAUUUUUUACAAUUUUAAUUAAAUAUCAUUCAUAAAAUUUUUUAUUAAAACAUUCAUAUUUUUUUAAACAAAAAAGGUUUGUGCCAAACACAUAAAGCUUAUCAGGCUGGUUCUGAAAUCUGUAUCACAGUCAACAUUAGAGAAAUUUAAAAUCGCGUAUAGUUGUUGUAAACAGUUUUUUUAUUUUUGUUGUAAGAGCGAUUUUUAAAUUUUUUUAUAUUUACAAUUUUUUGACCUAUUUUAUUAUUUUUUUUUGUUAUUCAUUACUAAGUUUUUAAUAUUUUUUUAUUUAUUUUUUACAAUUUUAAUUAAAUAUCUUGCUUAUUUCAUAAUUAAAUAAUUAUUAAAUUAAAUAAUAAAAUAAAUAAUAAUUAAAAAACGACAAUUUUAGUUGAAUAACAGUUAAAACCUCUUUUAUUAUUAAAAAGACUAAACAAAUUAAAAAACAAUAAUUUUUAGUUAAAAAUUGUAAUUUUUCAGAAAAAAUAUAACAAAGAAUAUUUUAUUAAAAAUUGUUAAGAAACUAAAAAAAAACGGAAAUUCCUUUUAGUAUAUUUUUCCAGUUUUAUAAUUUAGAAUAUUCGAAAAUUAUGAGAUAUUGUUAUAGAAAUAUGCGUACUAAUGUAUAUGUAUGUAUGUAUGUUUAUAGAUUUUCAGUGUAAUUUAACUAAAUUAAAUGCAUUAUAAUGUGUCACAGCUAUAAAAUUAAAUAUUUUUAUAUUCGAAAAAACUAAAUUUUCAUAAGAGAAUCGUGAAAUCAGCUUUUACAAAAAAUGAAAAUUUUAUUUAAUUAUUUAUUUAUUUUUUUUAUUAUUAAUUUUUUCUUCCCUAUACAAAGUAAUAAACACAAACAAUACAAUUUUCGAAAACUUGCCAAAUAAAUAACUAACCGUCUAACAUUAGUAAUACAACUCAAAGAAUUGAUUUAUUGUUUAAAAUACGAACUUCUUUCAAAAUACAGUUGAACUACCUUAA